AAGAGGGAUGCUCUUCCCACUCGCCGAUGCGGAGGAGUCUGUCAUGCUUUGUUUCACGAACCAGUGAUUGCAGCUUUUAAUUUAUUUUCACGAUGAGCAUCAUCACGAUGAAGGGAAUGUAGUUGCUUUGAUUAGUUGCCCGACAUGACUUUCGAAGUGGAUUUGGUGUUGAUGAUCACCGCAUAUUUGUGGUGUGUUAUCGGCCACGUGGACACACUGCCGGCUACCCUGAAGAUAGGCGUGAUGUUCACAGAAGAUCAAAAAGAGAGCCCGACGGAGCUGGCAUUCAAAUACGCAGUCUACAGAAUCAACAAAGAUCGAAACAUUUUGCCAAAUACGACUCUCGUAUAUGAUAUCCAGUAUGUGCCAAAAGAUGACAGCUUCCACGCUUCAAAGAGAGCUUGUCUGCAAGUCAGUUCAGGGGUGAAUGCGAUCUUCGGUCCCCAGGAUUCCCUGCUGGGCAGUCACGUCCAAUCCCUGUGCGAUGCCCUCGACAUUCCCCACAUUGAAUCUCGGGUGGACAUGGAACCUGAGAUGAAAGAAUUUUCCAUUAAUCUGCACCCCAGUCCUCGAAUAGUUGGCUCCGCCAUUCGAGAUCUCAUCCAUUAUCUAAACUGGACGAAAGUGGCCAUCAUCUACGAGGAGGAUAUGUCUUUGAUCAGCCUGCAGGAACUGAUUCGGCCUCCUGUGAAAAGGGACCUGCAAGUAAUCUUCCGCAAGACCAGUGUGGACACGUUUAGGGACACUCUCAAGGACAUUCGGAGUCGAGGGAUCUUCAGCCUUGUCGUGGACACCAGACCGCAGAAUCUGCCUCAUCUUUUGCAAGCAGUUCUCCAAGUACAAAUGAAUGAUUAUAAAUAUUAUUAUCAUUUCACUACAUUUGAUUUAGAAACAUACAAUUUAGAAGAUUUUAAAUACAAUUUUGUAAAUAUGACGUCGUUUCGAAUGACAGACAAUGACCAAAUUUUGGUUAGACAUGUCCUAAAAGACAUGGAAAAGUUUCAGCCAGUUGGACAGCACAUUUUAAACAGGACAAAUAUUAUUAAGGUGAAACCUGCCCUUAUGUUUGAUUCUGUAUACGCUUUAGCGGAAGGGCUGCAUUCACUACAACAAGGCAUGGACCUACGACCUGCCAAUGUGUCUUGCGAAGAGGAAGUUCCUUGGACUGAUGGCAGCAGUCUUUUUAACUACAUUAACUCGGUAGAAUUUGCAGGCUUGACUGGAAAAGUGCAGUUUAAAGAAGGGAGAAGGAGCAGCGUGAAAUUUGAUCUGCUGAAACUUCGGGAAAACAGUUUAGAGAAAGUCGGUGAAUGGACGACUGGAGGUGGAUUAAACAUCACAAAUCAUGCAGUAUUUCAUGAGUUUGGAACAACAAACAUUACGCUUAAAGUCACGACAAUCGAAUCAACCCCGUAUGUUAUGAUUAAAGCAGAUAAAAAUCUCACAGGUAACGAUAGAUUUGAAGGAUUUUGCAUUGAUUUACUAAAGACGAUAGCUGAUUUACUUGGAUUCAGUUAUGAGCUGUAUAUUGUGCCGGACAAGAAAUUUGGAGCAGAGAACACUUCUACAGGAGAAUGGAACGGCUUAGUUCGAGAAAUAAUUGAUAAGACUGCUGAUCUUGCAGUGGCUCCUAUGACGAUCAACUACGCCCGGGAGAGUGUUAUCGAUUUCACGAAACCUUACAUGAACCUCGGCAUCGGCAUCCUCUUCAAACUCCCCAAAAGCAUGCCUUCCCGUUUAUUUUCUUUCAUGAGUCCUCUGGCCGUCGAUAUCUGGAUCUACGUGUUAGCCGCCUACGCACUGGUGAGCCUCUGCAUGUUCAUCGUCGCGCGUUUCAGUCCCUAUGAGUGGCAGAACCCACAUCCCUGUUUCAGUGACAGCGGCGUCAUGGAGAACCAGUUCAGCCUGGCCAACAGUUUCUGGUUCACCAUCGUUACCCUGAUGCAUCAGGGCUGCGAUCUUAACCCCAAAGCGACGUCCACGAGGAUCAUCGGUGCCAUGUGGUGGUUCUUCACUCUCAUCAUGAUUUCAUCCUACACAGCCAACUUGGCGGCCUUCCUCACCGUUGAAAGAAUGAUCACUCCCAUCGAAAGCGUGGAGGACCUGGCCGAACAGAACAAGAUUGCCUAUGGCACACUGGAAGGAGGUUCGACCAUGACAUUUUUCAGGGAUUCUAAAAUCGAAACCUACCAAAAGAUGUGGAGAUUUAUGGAAAACAGGCCAUCUGUUUUUGUGAGUGAUUACGAGGAAGGUAUCAAACGCGUUCUGGAAGGAAAUUAUGCUUUUCUAAUGGAAUCGACAAUUUUGGACUACAGUGUUCAAAGAGAUUGCAAUCUUACACAAGUUGGUGGAUUACUGGACUCGAAAGGAUACGGAAUAGCUACUCCAAUGGGAUCACCGUGGAGGGACAAAAUAUCCUUAGCAAUCCUUGACCUGCAAGAAAAAGGUGUCAUUCAGAUGCUGUACAAUAAAUGGUGGAAGGGUUCAGGUGUUUCCUGCGCCAGGGAGGACAAGAACAAGGAGGGCAAAGCUAACUCUCUCGGAGUUGGCAAUAUUGGUGGAGUUUUUGUUGUCCUUUUGUGCGGAUUAGCUGUCGCCAUUGUCGCUGCGAUUGUUGAAUUUUUCUGGAAUUCCAGAAAACACGCACAAACAGAAAGAAAUCUUGUUUUUUGUUCCACACAGCAAUCCCUAUGUUCUGAGAUGGCCGAAGAGCUCCGCUUCGCUGUCAAGUGCCGCGCCUCUCGCCAACGUCCAGCCCUCCGGCGCCAGUGCUCCAAGUGCAUCCCACCCGGCGCCACGUACGUGCCUGCCGCACUGGAGGUGCCGCAAGAGAACGGGAUCAUGCAGAUGAUUGAGAUGAGGAAAUCCCCUCUCACGUACGAGAGUGCCGGCGACUCCUAGUUCCACAAGUGCCAACAUCGACACUCUUCGGCUUUCCAGCACUCUCACCAUCCGUGAGCCACCUCUUCUCUUCACAGUGCCGAGUCUCGGAUCUUUAAGCACCUGCGAUCCCCCGCAAGAGUGUGAUGUGACACCACACCUGUACAUGUCACACAGCAAGUGCACCUCCGGUUUCGUGUAAAACGAAGCAUUUUUCAAAGACCUCUUUGAAAUGUCACGAUCAGAUAUUUUCCUCAAUUAGCAAAACCAUGACGAGGAAGAUUUUUAUGUAGUGUACACUAUCUGCGAUGGUACAAAGAGGAUGACGAUACUGAUUUAGCAGUAUUAUUAGAAAAGAAAACAAACAGGGAUUUUUUUUCCGUGAAUUAUGUUUUUCUGUAGCAUUACGGACUCCUUUAGCUUAUGAAAUAUCAAAAGACCAAGAGAUUUGACUUAGGUUUUCGUAUUAUUUUAAAUUGUUUAAGACAGUAUUUAUAACAAUAAUAACGCUAGCGUUUUGAAAAAAAUUUUUAAAUCCCAAA
Argiope bruennichi is the source of this 3422-nucleotide messenger RNA. RefSeq names its product glutamate receptor ionotropic, kainate 2-like. Gene Ontology annotation, cellular component: plasma membrane; postsynaptic membrane. Gene Ontology annotation, biological process: monoatomic ion transport. Lineage: Eukaryota; Metazoa; Arthropoda; Arachnida; Araneae; Araneidae. The record is from RefSeq and is a predicted model, not a curated record. The coding region runs from base 145 to 2901 and encodes 918 amino acids. The transcript has 14 exons. Gene Ontology annotation, molecular function: glutamate-gated receptor activity.